AUGGCUUCUUCUUCAAUUUCUUUUUUCACGCGCCUUGAAGACCUUGAUGUCGGUGUUGUGAAGACGUUCCACCCCACUGAUUCCGAUUUAGUGGGAAGCUAUCUCUACAACAGAAUCAAAUCUCCAACCCCAAUUGGAGGAAAACAAACAUUCCCUGAGAUUGAAAUAUAUGGCACCACAGGUUUACCCCCGUGGGAUAUCUGGAGAAUUUAUGAGCCUUGCAAAUUUCCACAUCAAGAUUAUAUCUAUUUCUUCUCCCCGGUCAAGAAGUUGGGUUCCCGCUGUUCUCGCAGAAUUGGUUCCGAUGGGGGCACCUGGAGCGAGACUGAAUCUGCUAAACCUGUCUAUGUCAGUGGAAUUGAAGAAGCUUAUGGGAAACUAAGGAAAUUUAGAUUCGAAAACAACAGAGACAAAGGCUGUGAACACCAUGCUGCUUGGUUGAUGGAUGAAUUCACCAUCAACCAAGCACCCGAUUUGGCUUUGUGCCGGCUCAAACUCAAUGAAAAAGGAGGAGGAAGAAAAAAGAGGAAGAAGAGUUCUGAUCAUGAGACUAAUGAGGAUGAGAAUCACAGAAAGACAAUGUCUUUCAAAAACCGAAAACUUGAACCGAAAAGAGUUCAAGUUCAAAACAACAUGUGUGAGCAACAAAAGGGAAGUGCCUCAUUUAGUAGUGCUAGCACGACACAGCAACUGCCCCCACAAUGUGAUGAUCGUGGUUACUGUGUGGAUGAGAACCUACUUUUCUCUCCAACCGGCUUGGUUGAUGAUUAUGAUGACAUUUUGGAUAGUGAUCAGUUUUUAGCUUCUCUUGAUCAAUGGUAUGAGGAACAACAACAACAGUUUUCGGAUUCUUCACUGCUAGUGCCGCAGCAACAAGUAGAACCCAACAACAGUUGUGUGGAACAACAACAGCAACAAGAUGAGCAGAAACUGCCGCCUUCUCCCUCUCUCGUUCACGAGCAGCAGCUCUGUGGUGGUUUUGAUCUGAUGGUUUAUGGUUGUCAGGACCUUGAUAUUGCACUCGAUACUCCCUACUUACAGUCUGACGAAUUUUAUGGAUUUGUUCAAGAUCAGCCUAAAGCACUGUAUCAGUAUUCUGACGUUUUGUAG
This is a messenger RNA of Rosa chinensis, 1110 nucleotides long. RefSeq lists its product as uncharacterized. Gene Ontology annotation, biological process: regulation of DNA-templated transcription. Gene Ontology annotation, molecular function: DNA binding. The record is from RefSeq and is a predicted model, not a curated record. The transcript has a single exon. Bases 1 to 1110 code for a protein of 369 amino acids. Lineage: Eukaryota; Viridiplantae; Streptophyta; Magnoliopsida; Rosales; Rosaceae.